Leguminivora glycinivorella is the source of this 1597-nucleotide messenger RNA. RefSeq names its product protein shifted-like. The coding region runs from base 325 to 1425 and encodes 366 amino acids. Gene Ontology annotation, cellular component: extracellular region; cell surface. Gene Ontology annotation, molecular function: signaling receptor binding. Gene Ontology annotation, biological process: anatomical structure development. The transcript has 8 exons. NCBI's taxonomy places the organism in Eukaryota, Metazoa, Arthropoda, Insecta, Lepidoptera, Tortricidae. The record is from RefSeq and is a predicted model, not a curated record.
ACUGCAGUCUGUGUCUGACCGGCGGGGGCUGCGCACGCGUCUUGCUCGGCUAGUGUUCGCAAGUGCCGUGAUCGUGAUUAUGUGAGGUGUGGAACUUCGAUAUUUUAUCGUGUGGACAAAGAACGGUGGAGCGACUUUUGUGCGCUCGCGAAAACCGAUCGUUAUUAAAGAUCGUUGAUCCCACUUUAAGUUAAUUGUUUGAUCGAUACGAGCGCAUCUUCGAUCGGUUUACACGUACUUAUGGCCUGAUCAAACGAACGCUGAUCAAUAAAGGAGUCCCACGGAUCGGUUGUCCUCAUGCAUUUGUGAGAAUCCUACACGAGCAUGUGGGGCUCAGCGUCGCUACGUGCCCGACUCUGCGCGGGCGUCGCCCUGGCUAUGUCACUGUCGCUGGGCGCUACACGGCGGGAACCUAAGGACCCUGACUCCGACAUCUCGCUGUGGAUAGAUGAGCGACAAGUUCGCAUGUUUAGUGGUAUAUCUAUGCAAGUAUUCGCCAUCCUCAACGGGCGCAUCCCACAGUACAUCCUAGACCCGCAGUUCUCACACAAACUGCCCACCAUCCCAUCGGAAGUUAGCUACGUCAACUUCACAUGGAAGUCGCGCAAGAAGUACCACUACCACUUCGAUAUACUCACCAGCUCGGACCCCAAGGUCCUGAAGCCACCAGUGUUGAGUAUUAAGACGCAGGGACGCGUGCCUUCUAAACGGCCUAAAGAAUUUAGUAUAUUUUUGCCAUGCAUGGCGAACAACAGUGGCGUGGCCACAUUUGAAAUAGGCCUAGUGCUCAAGCACGGCCGGGGCAUACCGCUAAACGGCACCCCUCUCAGACUUAGCCUAAAAAAGGAAUGCGCACAGAGAGGUGUGUAUUUAGAAAGGACAGGGCCGGAUCCCGAGUGCGACAAAAAAUGCGCCAAUCAGGGCUGGUGCAACCACGAGAAGAUUUGCCAAUGUCCCGAGGGCUAUAUGGGGCAGCACUGUCGCACGGCGCUGUGUUACCCGCAAUGUAUGAACGGAGGGAACUGUACUGCACCAGGAGUGUGCUCUUGCCCUGCUGGGUACCAGGGAUUGCACUGCGAAGGAGGAAUAUGUGGACAAAAAUGCUUGAAUGGGGGAAAGUGCAUACAGAAGGAUACGUGCGAAUGUCCUAAAGGAUAUUACGGACUUAGAUGCGAAUUUUCAAAAUGCGUGAUUCCAUGCCUGAACGGCGGUCGUUGCAAGGGCGUCAACAAAUGCCGCUGCCCCGCCGGCUUCGGCGGCAACCACUGUGAAGUUGGCCGACGAGGCGGCGAAUGUGCCCGCGGUUGCCGACACGGAGCGUGCCGUGGUGGAGCUUGUGUAUGCGAGCCGGGUUGGAGAGGGCGCGCCUGCCAUCGCAGCUCGGGUUCUUCUGAAGAGUCCAGUGAGUUCAAGAGACCGCGAUGAAGCGACAGACAGUGACGAACUAGUGAUGUGAUUCUCUUAAAUUUAUUAUAAAUUCUAACAAAUACAUGUUAAUGUAUGUUUAAUUAGUCAUUUAGGUGUAAGCGGUAUGCCAGCUAGGUGUAAUAAGUGAUGAAAUUUAUGCAAUAUGAAAUUAUAGAGUUUAUUGAAUUCA